CCAAAUUGCCGACACUGGCCACAGGAAUCGCCACCAAUUGAGGUUGGACAAUGUUUGGACCCUGCAGCAGUCCUAGGAUCAUUCCGUCUGGAGUGGAGGCGUAUCCAACACCUGAAGGGGUCUGCAGCAGAAGAGGAAGAGCCUGGACUGGAUUGGUUGGAGCAUUAGGUAUCACGCAAGGCACAGAUGAUGGAGGAACUGGAAGACUUUGA
Molecule: messenger RNA, 212 nt
Organism: Acanthoscelides obtectus
Lineage: Eukaryota; Metazoa; Arthropoda; Insecta; Coleoptera; Chrysomelidae
Source: the annotation of a GenBank genome assembly